AAACACUGCCAGGGAAAGAAAACACUGCAAUAUGCAUUCCAAAUUAAAAUAAAAAGGUGGCACCGCACCUUCUCCAGAGUAAUCCAAGAAGAAGCAUUACAAAUUUGUUAUACAUUUAAAAGAAAAUGGAUGGUGCAAACUGUUACUUUUUCUUUUUAAUUAAAAUUUUAAUUAUCCAAACCCUCAAAGUUUUGGAAAGCUGCCUCUGAUGAGGCACCUCGGAUGUCGCGCGUCCCUUUGCAGCACCUGGAGUUAACCACAAAUUAAAUCAAUCAGACAAAACUCCACCACCGGGGCUAGAAAUGACAUUUAGCAGAUGGAAAGCCUGAGAAGCAAGGAGAGAUGGAACCCUAAGAACCACAGGGAAGCCCAGCAGAGGCUGCGGAUCUGCCCGCGGCAGCGGCGGAGCCGCUUUCCCCGCAGAGCCGAGCCUCUGGAGGCGCACAGGGGGGACGGACCCGGGUCACGGCAUCUCCCGUGGGUGUCCCCACACCCUGCACGUCUGAACGAGCCCCGCACACCGCCCGAGCCCGCCGGGACGAGGGAGAGGCGGGUGCCCCGCUCCGCUCCCGGGGCUCGCGUUCCGCUCAGGGCCGUGCCGGGUGCCGUGUUCCCGGUGUCCCGCACCCAUCCCGCCCGUGCUGGGGUGCCGUACUCCCGGUGUCCCGCACCGAUCUCGCCCGUGCCGGGCUCCCCGGGGCCCGGUACCUCGGAGCUGCGCCCCCCCGAUCACGCACUUCAUGGCCGCCCCCCCACUCCCCUCACGGCCGCGGAGGGCGGGAAACGCCCCGGGGCGGGGCGCGCGGAGCCCCGGAUGAGGAGUUUCUGUGGGAUUACUGCGGAAUUGUGGAAUUUCUGUGGAAUUGUGGAAUUACGGAAUUGGGGAUUGUCCCGAGUUACCCGCAGGGAUCUUCAACCCAACCCCCUGGCCCUGCACAGACAGCCCAACAAUCCCAGGCUGUUCCUGAGAGCUUCAUCCAAACACUCCUGGAGCUCUGGCAGCCUCAGGGCUGUGCCCAUUCCCUGGGGAGCCUGGGCAGUGCCCAGAACCUUCCCUGAGCUCCAACCUAAACCCCCUGACACAGCUCCAGCCAUUCCCUGGGUCCUGUCCCUGUCCCACAGCAGAGCUCGGAGCUGCCCUGGCAGCACCAGCUCAGGGACAGAGCCGGGAAACGCCCCCGACCCUAAAGAAGGGCCGAACAUGGCACUAAUUAUUAGCACGGGAAGCAAGAGAACCAUUACCUAUGGAAUACUAAUUAAUAAGACAACUAUGUAACUUAUAGCCAAUGAAUAACAAUUCUUUCGUUUCCUAAAAUGCGUAAAUAGUAAAAAGAAUUGAUACUUGGGGUGCCUGGUUUGUGGGAGACCACGGAGCACCCAGGCUUGCUCAACUCUGAAAUAAAUAAUCACACACUCUC
Messenger RNA from Taeniopygia guttata (zebra finch), 1418 nucleotides. Lineage: Eukaryota; Metazoa; Chordata; Aves; Passeriformes; Estrildidae. The record is from RefSeq and is a predicted model, not a curated record.